Messenger RNA from Macrobrachium nipponense, 432 nucleotides. RefSeq lists its product as uncharacterized. Lineage: Eukaryota; Metazoa; Arthropoda; Malacostraca; Decapoda; Palaemonidae. The transcript is spliced from 3 exons. The record is from RefSeq and is a predicted model, not a curated record. Bases 98 to 355 code for a protein of 85 amino acids.
CCGAGGCCAGGAAGAGUAUAUAAACUUGGGCGUUGUGGCUCAAAGCAUCAUUCGACCGAAGUUCCUUGACGUGGAAACUUUUCUCGUUCACAACAAAAUGAUGACCAAGUUCGUAUUUGCCGUCCUAGUGGCCCUUGUUGUUCUCGGCGCCGUUCAGGCUGCUCCCGGAGUCUUCGGAGGCUACGGUGGUGGCUACGGUGGAGGAUACGGUGGAGGAUACGGUGGAGGCUACGGCGGAGGCUAUGGAUUCGGAGGCGGAUACGGAGGAGGUUUUGGCCGUGGCUUCGGAGGUUUCGGAUACGGAGGUUCUCGUGGAUUUGGUGGCUACGGUGGUGGUUACGGCUACGGCAAAUAAAUUUGGUAAUCUUAAUCUACAGUCGCUAGGAAUAUUAAAUUUCUGAGGUGUUAUGUGGUAAUAAACUGAAAAAGUUA